CCUGUGUCUUGUUCGGCCCCCCCAGCUCCAGAUGUGUCAGGAGGCCCGGGGCUGGGGGCAACAGGAAGAGCACCGAGACCAGAGGGGUUCACGCCUGGCUUCCCAGGUCCCAGAAGGAGAAGCCUGCAACCCUCCUCUCUGCUGCUCCUGGCCUUGCUCUCCGCUGCAGCCAGGGAGCAUCUUAAGACACAAGUCACGUGACAUCGCUCGUCCACUCAGCAGGGCUGCCAUGGGCUCGGUGGGCAGCCAGCAACUCCAGGAGCCCAGCGUGGCGAGCACGCCACACAGGAGCGUGGUGAUGAGCUUCAGCUUCGACAGCGGCCAGCUGGAGGAGGUGGCGGCAGGGGUAGCCCAGGCCCAGGGCAGUAGGGCCAGGGGCAUCCCGAUUUUCACGGACUCUGAGGAGCCGGUGCCUGACGACCGCUACCGCGCCGUCUACUUUGCAACGCUCCUGGCUGGCGUGGGCUUCCUGCUGCCGUACAACAGCUUCAUCACCGACGUGGACUACCUGCACCACAAGUACCCAGGGACCUCGAUUGUGUUUGACAUGAGCCUCACCUACAUCCUGGUGGCGCUGGUGGCUGUGCUCCUGAACAAUGUGCUGGUGGAGAGACUGAGCCUGCACACGAGGAUCACCGCGGGCUACCUCUUAGCCUUGGGCCCCCUCCUGUUCAUGAGCAUCUGUGACGUGUGGCUGCAGCUCUUCUCUCGCGACCAGGCUUAUGCCAUCAACCUGGCUGCGGUGGGCACCGUGGCCUUCGGCUGCACAGUGCAGCAAUCCAGCUUCUACGGAUACACGGGGAUGCUGCCCAAGAGGUACACGCAGGGGGUGAUGACAGGGGAGAGCACGGCGGGCGUGAUGGUCUCCCUGAGCCGUAUCCUCACGAAGCUGCUGCUACCCGACGAGCGGGCCGGCACGCUCAUCUUCUUCCUGGUCUCCGCGGGCCUGGAGCUGCUCUGCUUCCUGCUGCACCUGCUGGUGCGGGGCAGCCGCUUCGUGCUCUACCACACGGCGCGGCCCCGCCCCGGCCGCACGGCCGGCUACCGCGUGCACCACGACGUGGCCGCCGAGGACGUGCACUUUGAGCACCAGGGCCCAGGCCUGGCCAACGGCGGGUCCCCGAAGGACAGCCCAGCCCACGAGGUGACUGGCGGCGGGGGAGCCUACACGCGCUUCGAUGUGCCUCGGCCGAGAAUCAGGCGCAGCUGGCCCUCCUUCCGAGCCCUGCUGCUGCACCGCUACGUGGUGGCCCGCGUCAUCUGGGCGGACAUGCUCUCCAUUGCCGUGACCUACUUCAUCACGCUGUGCCUAUUUCCGGGUCUCGAGUCCGAGAUCCACCACUGCGUCCUGGGCGAGUGGCUGCCCAUUCUCAUCAUGGCCGUGUUCAACCUCUCUGACUUCGUGGGCAAGAUCCUGGCGGCGCUGCCCAUGGACUGGCAGGGCACCCACUUGCUGGCCUGCUCCUGCCUCCGUGUGGUCUUCAUCCCCCUCUUCAUCCUGUGCGUCUACCCCAGCAGCACGCCCGCCCUCCGCCACCCGGCCUGGCCCUGCAUCCUCUCCCUACUCAUGGGCAUCAGCAACGGCUACUUCGGCAGCGUGCCCAUGAUCCUGGCGGCGGGCAAAGUGAGCCCCAAGCAGCGGGAGCUAGCAGGGAACACCAUGACCGUGUCCUACAUGACGGGGCUGACGCUGGGCUCGGCCGUGGCCUACUGUACCUACAGCCUCACGCGGGACGCCCACGGCACCUGCCCCGACCGCUCCGCCGCCAACGCCUCCUUCCCCGCUGGCCUCUGAGCCAGGCCUGGGCCCCCAGCCCUGCCCAGGGAGGGCUGCCGGGGCCCUUCCCCACCCCUGCCUGCAGUGCCUGCGGGGCCCCGGCCUCCUCCCCGUGCCAAUACCGCCACCCUCUCUGGGCCCACCUGCCCUCACUCCGGCCCCAAGGUUCUGCCAAGUUCUCGGAGGCCUGGACGUGUGGCUGCCACAGGGUCCCGCCAGCACUGUGUUCUGUGUUCCGUCUUCACGCCGCCCUUUGCCACCUGCGUGUGUCUGGUGGUCCCAGUGCCAGCCAGGACAGUGACAGACCACCAGCUGGUGUCCCCUUCUGGUGACCCUCACCUGGCUCUGCUUUGAGGGCCCCAUGGCCCCAGCCACACCGUCCUCAGCACCUCCUUCACUGGGGACCCCUCGCCCCCAGGUCUCCCCCCGUCCCCGUUCUUAAACACUGGGUCUCCCCAGCAAAAUGCGUUUGUCGUGAAGGAGCUGUAAGCUCUGGGUCUGAAUGGUUUCAGACCACGGUCUGCGCUGGCCUUUCUGCAACCCCAGCUUUGGUGCUGGCCUGGGUGCACCCACCCCAUGCCAGCACCCCAUGUGCACCCUGGUACCCACCUGAUGCCACAGGCCUGGGGGUCUGUGCCUGCCUGGGGACCCCCGAUGAUUUUUCCGGAUCCUCCACCUGUGAUACAGGAGGGGGACAGUUUGGGGGCCGCAAAGCAGGGCCCACGCCCUGGCUAAAGUCAACCUGUGACCUAGGCCUUGAGCCCUGUCCAGGGAGGGACAGAAAUGCUGGAGUCCCUGGCUAGUAGGAAGGCGUGGGGUCCCCCCAGAGGUCCUGGCUGGCUCAGUGCCUUGAGCUGGGGGCGUUCCCAGAUCAUCCUGCCAAAGACGGGUUUCUCCAUGGGGAGGACAGGUACCCACGGCACCGCUGUGACCACCCUGCCCCUCUGCGUCUGGUGUCCACCCGUCUGUCCACUAACUGUACCGCACUGGCCAUUAAAGAUGAGGGCAGAGCGACUGCCCCAUCGCCGCCUCCAAGUAGCGUGUGUGCCGCCAUCGCAGCCCCUGCGGUGGGAGGAGGGGUCCUGGUGGGACACGGCCCGCGACUGGGAACCCAGGCUUCCCUCCAGACACCUGGUAGGCCCAGGACAGAUUUGUGUGGAGGGGUGGACAGUCGGGGUGGGGAGAGGAAGCAUUUGGGGUUUAAAGGGCACCUUGGUGCCCCUUUGGCCCUCAGAACAGUCAGAGACAGUGGCUGCAUCGCGCCCACUCGAAGGGGGAGAAAAGGAGGGGAGAUAGCUUGCCCCCUGCCCUGAGGGAUCAGAGCCGGGACCGGAGGCUGAGCGUUCUGGGGUCCCGUCCCGGCCCUGUUGCUGAUGUGUGUGGUUUGGACAAAUUCCUCCGCUCUCCUGUGUUUCAGUUUCCCCAAGACAGGGGUUGCCCCACUCUUUGACGUGGGUUCCGUGGAGGAGGGUUGGGGAGGAGGGGGCCGGCUGCCUGAGGGUGGCCUGUGCUCCAGGCAGGCCCGCGACCUUGGGAACCCACCCACCUCCGAACAGGCACCGGCCCCUGCAGCCACGUGGGUCAAGACCACGCGGGGCGCCGCCCCAGGGGCCACUUGGUGGCACCAGCGUGCCGCUCCUUCCGAGACUCUUGGUAUGUGGGGGUGGGGCACGCACUACCUCGUGACUCAGUUUCUCUGAAACGGGAGGACCGUCGGAGCCCUUCCCCAGCCACACGCAGAGCUGACUGCCUUCGUCAUGGCCUCACCGUUCCCUCCACACACCAACCCUCAAACAGCAAAGCCGGAUGGCCGUCCAUGUCCCAUCCACGUGCAGUGCGCUGGGUUGCUGGGCAGGUGCCCGUGGGGGCCAGCCUGAGCUGCCCUGGGUAGGGGGCGGGUGGCAACGCCAGGACCUGGGCCCAGCCUCCCCAGUCCUGGCAGGGCUGCCGCCCCUCCAUUGCACCCUGGCUCAGGGCCACCCAGACCGACAGCACUGCUGUCAUUUCUUCCAGUGUGGGUGCGGCCGGGAGGGCCUCCUCCACUCUCCUUUUUCCUGAAGUGUGACUGAUGUAAAGUAUUAUGUGAGUUACAGGUGUAUAGUGUAGUGAUUCACAGUCCUUAAGGAUUGAACUUCAUUUAUAGUUAUUCUAAAAUAUUGGCUAUAUUCCCCAUGUUGGACAAAUAUCCUUGUAGCUAAUUUUACACCUAAUAGCUUGUACCUCUUACUCCCCUACCCCUAUCUUUCCCUUCCUCCUUUUCCUCUCCCCACUGGUCACCACGAGUUUGUUCUGUGAGUCUGGUUUUUUUUACGUUAUAUUCACUAGUUUGUUGUAUCUUUUAGAUUCCA
This is a messenger RNA of Delphinapterus leucas (beluga whale), 4125 nucleotides long. The record is from RefSeq and is a predicted model, not a curated record. NCBI's taxonomy places the organism in Eukaryota, Metazoa, Chordata, Mammalia, Artiodactyla, Monodontidae.